AUGUGUCGUCGUCUUCUAUUUUACGGUUCUCCACUCGCCAUCGCCACGAGGCGCACCUCUGGGUCUUCAGAAACAGCUGCGAUGUGCGGUGAAGGCGCGAGACAUUCGGCCGCAUACACCAGCGCUAGUACUCCUACUAGUAUCACAACGUGUAGACCCACCCAAAAUGAGUUCACAGCGCACAGCUUAUCAUUUGAGCAUUAUGUGGAUGUUGUGCUGGCAGCGGUUGUCCCUCGCACAGAAACACGCGAUAUUCAGAGCACCGUUACUGUCGCUGUCUCGUCCUCCGUUUCUCCACUACUGCGCGUUACGCAUUACCUUUUUUCAAAACUUCCUUCUUCUACCUCGUCCACCCCCCCCCGCCCGGCUCCAUCCAACGCGUCCUUCUCUCAUAUUUUCGUUUACCUCUCUUCCCCCCCACAGGUGCCGUGGUCGACCACGGUGCACCACGGCGUGCGCUCGUCACGCCACACAAAUACCCGAAAGCAGUGCCUAGCAUGCAACCACAAUGAGUUGAAGGCCGGUGCUACGCUCGUGCUCUUGCUGUUGCUUUCGUGUAUUAACAAGGUGCAGCCGGCAGCAGCGGGGCUUUAUUCCUCGUCGGGCCCCGUGAAGGUCAUGAAUGCACAAGAGUUCAAGGAUAAUGUUGUCAAGAGCCAUGACCUCCACAUCGUUGAAUUCUUUGCUGACUGGUGUGGGCAUUGCCAACAGUUUGCUCCGGAAUACGAAAAGGCCGCAAAAGCACUGAGAGGCAUCGUCAAAUUUGUUGCUGUCUCUGAUCAGUCCGCAAUGGGAGAGUAUGAAGUUAGAGGCUUUCCUACUGUGAAGGCGAUUAUUGGAAAAGGUGGCGCUACACCAAAAACAUUCGAUUACAAUCAAGCACGUACUGCCUCCGCUCUAGUUGAUUUCGCCCUUCAGCAUCUCGGAAAACUUGCUAGGGCCAGACUCGCAGGGAAAGUGGACGCUGGAGAAGAUACGAAAGGGUCGAGCAGUUCAAGUGGAAGCAGCAGCGAUAAGAAAAAGAAAGAAGGGCCUUCAGACGUCGUUGUUUUAACUGACGAAAACUUCAACAAAACUGUUAUGAAAGAUUCCAAAAAUGUCUGGUUUGUUGAAUUUUAUGCCCCGUGGUGUGGCCAUUGCAAGUCACUUGCACCUACGUGGGAGGAACUGGCAACCGUACUCAAAGGAAAGGUUCGCGUGGGAAAAGUUGACGCCACUACCGAAAAAAUUCUUGCUAGCACCUAUCAAAUUCAGGGAUUCCCAACGUUAAAGCUCUUUCCACUUGGAGAGAAGAAUGUUGCGCUUGUAAAAGAUUAUGAAGGAUCUCGUACUCUAGAAGCCCUCACAAACUAUGCUCUUGAGUUUUACAGCGCUAAAGUACAAGCAGAGCAACUACUUAGUGAAGAGCAACUGCAAGAAAGUUGUGGAAAGCGUCUCUGUCUAGUUUCUUUUCUUCCUCACAUUCUGGAUAGUUCUGUGGAGAAAAGAAAAGAAUACCUGGAUAUUCUCAAUCAGAUUACCCGCGCAUCUUUCCAUAUGCCAAUCACUUUUCUCUGGAGUCAGGGAGGCGAUCAAUAUGAACUCGAAGAGCAACUCAGUCUUGCCUUCGGUUAUCCCGCUGUCGUAGCCAUUCAUCUCGCCAAGGGUAAAUACUCCGUGCAUCGUGGAGAUUUCAGCCGGGAAAGCAUAGGCACAUUCCUUACUCAGUUGCUGGCAGGAAAAGCUCCGGUGUCUGACCUGCCAAAGCAGCUGAAGAAGCUCCAGACGGUGGAUGCAUGGGAAGGUGUCGGAGAGAGUGAAGGGGAGAGUGAUACGAAGAGGAAAGAAGGGGAAGAGGAGGAGAAACGCUUACAGCAGCUACUGAACGCAUGCGUGUGCGUUCGCGCCUUGCGGUGUGUGUACACCCAAAAAGUGUACACGGACACAAACAUGUUCAAGGGCCUCUUCAGCGUGACUUGCCAACAUUACCGCAGCUUCAGGUACUACAGCCACUAA
Ochotona princeps (American pika) is the source of this 1995-nucleotide messenger RNA. RefSeq names its product protein disulfide-isomerase A6 homolog. The coding region runs from base 1 to 1995 and encodes 664 amino acids. NCBI's taxonomy places the organism in Eukaryota, Metazoa, Chordata, Mammalia, Lagomorpha, Ochotonidae. Gene Ontology annotation, biological process: response to endoplasmic reticulum stress. Gene Ontology annotation, cellular component: endoplasmic reticulum lumen. The record is from RefSeq and is a predicted model, not a curated record. Gene Ontology annotation, molecular function: protein-disulfide reductase activity; protein disulfide isomerase activity. The transcript has 11 exons.